Molecule: messenger RNA, 2040 nt
Organism: Orbicella faveolata
Lineage: Eukaryota; Metazoa; Cnidaria; Anthozoa; Scleractinia; Merulinidae
Molecular function (GO): acid phosphatase activity; metal ion binding
Source: RefSeq, a predicted model, not a curated record
UCCCCCCGCCGCCGGACACCGAACCUAGUGUGGCAGGACACCAAUAACUCCAGUGUCCGCCGUUUCGCGCAAUAGCUUGUUGUAAAUCAGAUAACGCUGUACUCCUGGGCUGCACUAUGGUGGUUUGGUGGUAUGCUUUGCUGGCGUCUUACCUUUUUUGCUUACCGUCAGGUCCAGAAGCGAAGACACGCCAUGCAGUGCCCACUUACUUUAAACGACUCAAUCCUGACGGCUCAGUGGUGGACGCUGAUGAUCCUCAAAACCGCAUAAAAUUCGCGCACCCAAUUCGCGAACAUUUUAUGCCCAAUGCUACUCUGAAGGUCAGUCCAAGCUCGGUUGAAAACGGAGCCGCUGUGAAUGUUUCAUGGAGUGGGGUUACACUACCCAGCAACUUGGACUUCAUCGCAUUUUACUGCCCAGAAAAUGACCAGCCGGAACAUUAUCUAGAUUACUUUUAUGUCACGGACUCGGCAAGUUAUGCAUCGGGAUACGGCUGGAGAAUGGUCAAUGUGUACAACAUGAGAACCAAGUGCGAGUUUCGUUAUUAUCAACCGACCUAUGUUCAUGUGGCCACUAGUAAUUUGCUGCAGUUUAAAGGAGGGAUUUAUGUUCCUUUGCAAGGACACAUAGCUCUUACAGGCGAUCCCUCGCAGAUGCGAGUUAAAUGGGUAUCGGGGACAGAUGAUCCUCCGAUUGUUCAUUAUGGAACAGACUCUUCGCUGCGUUUCACUGCUAAAGGCACCUCAACAACGUACAAAAACACCGACAUGUGUGGGCCUCCCGCGUCAUCUCAGGGUUUCUUUAGUCCUGGCUACAUUCAUGAUGUUCUUCUGACGGAUCUUUCUCCGUCAACACAGUAUUUUUACUCGUACGGAUCCUCCAAGAUGAUGAGCGCUAUGUACAAGUUUCGUUCAGCGCCCGUUACAGACGCAGACGCUUCCUUUAGUUUUGUAGUUUAUGGUGACAUGGGAGUCACUGUUGUGCCAGGUGCGCACGAUACAGCAAAGUACAUGGUUGAAGAGGCUAAGAAAGGCAGUUCACUUGUAUUCCAUGUCGGUGACAUCUCCUACGCCAGGGGAUACGCAUACAUCUGGGAACAGUGGCACGAACUCAUUGAGCCUUACGCAACACUGAUGCCAUAUAUGGUGGGCAUGGGCAAUCACGAACAGGACCAUAACUCGGGGGGCUCCAAGGACCCUAGUGGUGCUCCGGGUGAAGGGUGGCACCCCUGGUGGGGGAACUUUGGUGAUGACUCUGGGGGAGAGUGUGGAGUGCCAAUGUACCACAGAUUUCACAUGCCUGAUAAUGGAAAUGCUCUAUGGUGGUACAGUUACGAUUACGGAAGCGUUCACUUUAUCAUGAUGAGUUCUGAACACGAUUACAGACCCGGCUCCAGACAGUACGUAUGGCUGGAAAAUGACCUGAAGAAAGUGGAUCGGACCAAGACUCCAUGGGUUGUGCUGGGAGGGCAUCGACCAAUGUAUUGUAGCCAGGAAGAUUUGGGCGACUACAUCGUGUCCUUGGGUAUGCAGCACUAUUUGGAGGACCUUUUUCACCAAUACAAAGUGGACCUGGCCUUCUGGGGUCACUAUCAUAGCUACCAGAGAACAUGCGCAGUGUACAAGCGUGAGUGUCAAGAUGAAGGAAUGGGUACUACACAUAUUGUUGUAGGGACAGCUGGGUUUGAAUUGGAGUGGCUACCCUUCUGGGAUGCGAAAUGGUCUCGUUUCUAUGAGAUAGACUAUGGUUAUGGAAGAGUUCUAGUGGCCAACAGAUCGGCACUCUAUUUUGAGUGGGUCCGAAAUAAAGACAAGGUUGUACGUGACAAAGUCUGGCUGCUGAAACCAAGCGAACGAGUUGAAAUGUAACGAGGUAGCUUUCUAAUAGCUGGCUAAUCUCGGAAAUACAGGCCAUGGAAUUUAGUUUGUAAGGUUUAGUAAAAGUUCAGCUCAAAUAUAACGCCCCAUGCUAAUGGUACUAGGUGUACGAAAAGAUGCAAAUAAAGCUUUUGUUAACUACUAUACAAGUCAAUAGUUGUCA